Messenger RNA from Bactrocera oleae (olive fruit fly), 920 nucleotides. It is a transcript of the gene Sgs5bis, whose product is annotated as Sgs5bis. NCBI's taxonomy places the organism in Eukaryota, Metazoa, Arthropoda, Insecta, Diptera, Tephritidae. The record is from RefSeq and is a predicted model, not a curated record.
UGUGCAAAUAACAAAGUAUUGUCUUAACUGUUGACCCCCUUUGCGUUGCGGCUUUACUUUUAAUUGGAGAAAAGUCGCCAACUCAUUUUGGAAAACAACGAUGUGAACAAUUUUAGUGUUUUAAGUUGGGUGCAUACAAUUAGUUUAUUAAUUAAGAAAAUGUUUACCAAUCGAAAUAUUUUUGUGUUUUUUCUUAUACUAAAUGAACUUGCGCUAACGGCAAAUUCGCAACAGUUGCAAAAAAAAGCCGCCACCGAAAGGCCCGUAUGCUCGGAGCGAUGUAAUAUGGCUUUCCGAUGUGAUCCUUACUAUAGCGGCCCACCGGUGUGGACGAUAAUGGACGGUGUCUGCAAACUUUUCAAGACAGACUGUCUAUUUGCCAGCACCAAUUGCCAUCGGCAGAAUAACUGCUUAUCAAAAUUAACAACAACUUCACAACAAAUCUGUCAGAUAAAGUGCAGGGAAGCGUGUGUGCAAGUGCCUAUAAAACCGGUGUGUGGUGUUUUCCCCUAUGUGACAGUAUAUGGGGACCGAAAUGACGGUAUGAUCACCUUCAAAAAUCAGUGUGAACUGGAAAAAUGGUCAUGCUGGAAUUCGAAAGCAUACAUCUCAGUGAGCAAAGGAACCUGGUUUUGAAAAACUAAAAUUAUGUUGUGGAAUGGUUAAAAAGAGUCAAAAUGAUAGGUCAAUAAAUAAUAUGGCCAUAUGCUCAACAGUGAAGUGAUUUGAUUGUACAGAUCGGUACAUACUUACGAUCUAAUAUUAUUUAAAAACGAAUUGUUUUGUAUUUACUCCGUAGAAGAUGAAAGAAAACUAUUUAUGUAUAUAUACAGCUGUGGUUAUUGAAAUAACAGUGCAACAGAAGCUAUACUAUAUAACUGUUUUUUUACUCUUGUAACCUGUUGCUACAGAGUAUAAUA